GUUUAGAUCGCCAUGGCUACAACAAAAACGGCUACCAUCGUGCGACAGGAUUUGACAGGAAGGGAUUCAAUGAUUUUGGUGAAUUUGACGGAAUUAUUGACUUUGGGGAAAAUGGCUUUGACACCGAAGGUUUUGACAGGUUUUGAUUGCCAUGGAAAUGACGUGCAUAACUUGAAUCAUGAUGGGACAGUAGCAGGCUUUAUUUAUGAGUGUCGUGCCAUGACGUAUGCGAACUGCCAGAGAGUGGAAGAGAGUGAUUAUUAUGGGAUGGCUGAAGUUGUAAAAUGGACUCCAGGAAAGCGUUGCCAUGAGAUACACUGUGAGGAGUCAUGUGGAUGCUAUCUCGGCGGUCAGUCUUACAGUCUUGGGGAAGAGUUCACUACAAAUUGUCAAACGUGUAAAUGUAAUUGGGACGGUUCGCUGGAAUGCACAUGUACACACAUUACAACUAGACAAUCCAUCCAUACUAUUCCUUAUGAGGAACUUAUGAAAUAUCAAAAUGCAAUUAAAACAUUAGCUGCUAAUGUUACAUCAAAUAAAUGGC
This is a messenger RNA of Owenia fusiformis, 544 nucleotides long. The record is from the annotation of a GenBank genome assembly. Lineage: Eukaryota; Metazoa; Annelida; Polychaeta; Sabellida; Oweniidae.